Molecule: messenger RNA, 1446 nt
Organism: Penicillium riverlandense
Lineage: Eukaryota; Fungi; Ascomycota; Eurotiomycetes; Eurotiales; Aspergillaceae
Exons: 2
Coding region: 1-1446 (481 amino acids)
Source: RefSeq, a predicted model, not a curated record
AUGACGACGACGACUGCUGGGCCGGAGAGCACAGACAGGGCCUCGGAGAUUAUAAGAACCAAGGACAAUGAGAACGACCGCGACUCGGAAGCGAGUGGCCAGGAGCAGGAACGGUUUCCAGUGCCUCAGCCGUACAAGCUGGGGUCGUUGCGAAUCCCUAACUACCGGAGUCCAUAUACGCAGGUCUGCCUAGCAGGACUUACCACGUUUUUGGCGGUCGGAUUUUUUGGUGUACUCGCCGGACUUGGGGGAGCUGGUCAGGUGAAUCCAAUUAUCGCAGAUGAUGCGAACAUCAUCCUAUACAGCAUGUUUGCAGGCGUUGCUCUGCUUUCGGGACCAAUCAUCACGUACUUUGGGCCUAAAAAGUGUGUUUCUCUCGGGGGCAUUGGCUACGCACUGUAUGGGGCAUCGUUCUGGUGCUAUAACAAUACACACAACAAGGGCUUCGUCUUGUUUGGCGGUGCGGCCUGCGGCGUUGGAGCCGCGCUGCUAUGGACUUCGUGCUCGGUAGUGAUGCUUACCUACUCGACCGAGGAACAGAAGGGCCGAUUCAUUUCGAUUCUGUUUGCCAUUUUCUACAUGGGCAUCACGGUGGGUGGAUGUAUUCCGUUGGGGCUGAACUUUCACAAUGCUCAGAGAGGCAGCAUCAGCAACGGCACGUAUGCGGUACUGACAAUCUUGAUGGCGCUUUCAGUCGUCCCGGGACUUCUCAUCAUUGACCCACAACACAUGGUUCGAACGGACGGCACCAAGGUCCAGCUCGAGAGCCGACCGAUUUUACACGAGUUUAAAAACAUCUGGUUUACCCUCAAGAGGGACCCUUGGAUUCUCAUGUUCAUGCCGUUCUCAUUUGGAUCGCUCUACUAUGGAGCCUAUCAGGGCAGCGACUUUGAGGUGUACUUUUUUGAUGUCCGCACGCGGGCACUGGACGGCUUCUUGAUCGGCCUCGCUCAAGUGUCGGCAUCCAUCAUCUUUGGCUGCUUUCUGGACCUAAGAAUCUGGCGGCGGCGCCAACGGGCCUUUAUUGGCUGGGCCAUUCUAACUGUGUUCAUAGUGGCGAUUAAUACGUGCGGCUAUUUCGCCAUGAAACUGUCCAACCGUGACAAGGUGAUAGACGCUCUUGACGUGCAAGGCGGAGGCCUGGCAUCCAAGCUGAUUACGCUGGAGUUUUUCUAUGGCUUCCAAGAUGGCUUGGACAAUGCGCUUGCUUACUGGCUCAUUGGCUGCUUUUCCAACGAUCCACGCAUGGUGGCCACGCUCACGGGCUUCUUCAAGGUCUUUGGGGCUACGGGCAGCGCAGUGGCCUUCGGCCAGGACAUUCAUCUACUGCCGUACACGACCAUGUUCGGGUCGUAUUUUGGAAUCAUCUUGGGUGGUGUGUUCCUAUUGUUUCCGUUGAUUUACUUCAGAAUCCAUAACACCGAGAAGGAUGUCGAGGUGGAGUGA